GGGGGGGGGCGGCGGCUGAACGAUGUGCGAGAACUGCGCAGACCUGGUGGAGGUGUUAAAUGAAAUAUCAGACAUUGAAGGUGGUGAUGGACUGCAACUCAGAAAGGAACAUACUCUCAAAAUAUUUGCUUAUAUCAACUCCUGGACACAAAGGCAAUGUCUAUGCUGCUUUAAGGAGUAUAAGCACUUGGAGAUUUUUAACCAAGUAGUAUGUGCUCUCAUUAACUUAGUGAUUGCCCAAGUUCAAGCGCUUCGGGACCAGCUCUGUAAACAUUGCACUAUUAACAUAGAUUCAACAUGGCAAGAUCAGAAUAAUCAAGCUGAGGAGCCAUUGAAUGUAGAAAGAGAGUCUCAUGAAGAAGAAAAUAUAGAAAGACAAAAAUCAGAGAAAAAAUUAGACUCUACAAGGAUUUGUAGCCUGACGGAGGAGGAGUCUACAAAGAGUUCUGAUCCUUUUAAUUUAUGGAGUACAGAUGAGAAGGAAAAACUCUUGCUAUGUGUGGCAAAAAUCUUUCAGAUUCAGUUUCCCUUAUAUACUGCUUACAAGCAUAACACUCAUCCUACAAUAGAGGAUAUUUCAGCUCAAGAAAGCAAUAUAUUAGGGGCGUUCUGUGAUAUGAAUGAUGUAGAAGUACCAUUGCACUUGCUUCGUUAUGUUUGUUUGUUUUGUGGAAAAAAUGGCCUUUCCCUCAUGAAGGAUUGCUUUGAAUAUGGAACUCCUGAAACUUUACCGUUUCUGAUAGCACAUGCAUUUAUUACAGUUGUAUCUAAUAUUAGAAUAUGGCUGCAUAUACCUGCUGUCAUGCAGCAUAUUAUUCCAUUUAGGACCUAUGUUAUCAGGUAUUUAUGCAAACUUUCUGACCAGGACUUAAGACAGAGUGCUGCUAGAAACAUGGCUGAUUUAAUGUGGAGCACAGUGAAAGAACCAUUGGAUACAGCCUUAUGCUUUGAUAAAGAAAGCCUUGAUCUUGCAUUUAAAUACUUUAUGUCACCUACAUUGACAAUGAGGCUGGCUGGAUUAAGUCAAAUAACAAAUCAGCUUCACACUUUCAAUGAUGUGUGCAAUAAUGAAUCCCUAGUUUCAGACACAGAAACGUCAAUUGCAAAAGAGCUUGCAGACUGGCUUAUUAGCAACAAUGUUGUUGAGCAUAUAUUUGGACCAAAUUUACAUAUAGAGAUUAUCAAACAGUGCCAAGUGAUUUUGAAUUUUCUGGCAGCAGAAGGACGACUAAGUACUCAACACAUAGAUUGCAUUUGGGCUGCAGCACAGUUGAAACAUUGUAGUCGGUACAUACAUGACUUGUUUCCUUCCCUUAUCAAGAAUUUGGAUCCUGUCCCACUUAGACAUCUUCUUAAUCUAGUUUCAGCUCUUCAUCCAAGUGGUCAUACAGAACAAACCUUAUAUUUGGCAUCUAUGCUUAUUAAAGCAUUGUGGAAUAAUGCUCUAGCAGCUAAGGCCCAACUUUCAAAACAGAGUUCUUUUGCAUCUUUGCUCAAUACUAACCUCCCUAUGGGAAAUAAGAAAGAGGAAGAAGAGCUCAGAAGAGCAGCCCCGUCACCCUGGUCACCUGCAGCUAGCCCUCAAAGCAGUGAUAACAGUGAUACCCAUCAAAGUGGAGGCAGUGAUAUUGAAAUGGAGGAGCAGCUUCUUAAUAGAACCAAACAUGUGCAGCAACGGCUUUCUGACACAGAGGAAUCCUUACAGGGAAGUUCUGAUGAAACUGCCAAUAGUGGUGAGGAUGGAAGUAGUGGUCCUGGAAGCAGCAGUGGGCACAGUGAUGGAUCUAGUAAUGAGGUCAAUUCUAGCCAUGCUAGUCAGUCAGCUGGAAGCCCUGGCAGUGAAGUACACUCAGAGGACAUUGCAGACAUGGAAGCUCUCAAGGAGGAAGAGGAAGAAGAUGAUCAUGGCCAUGAUCCUCCCAAAAGCAGUCGUGUUACAGACCUUCGAAACAGAAAACUUGAAUCACAGGCAGGCAUUUGCUUGGGAGAAUCACAGGGCCCCCCAGAGAGAACUGGCACAAACAAUGGAACAGGGAAGGACCUUGUUUUCAACAAUGACUCAGUGCCAUCUGUUGAUAAUCGAAUCAGAAUGCUGGAUACCUGUUCGCGUCCUGAAGACACAGAACAUGAUAUGGCAGGAGAAAUGAGCACUGCACACAUAUCACAAGCAUCUCAGGAUUCUUGUAUCACACGUACUGGUGACUUCCUUGGAGAAGCUAUUGGGAAUGAAUUAUUUAAUUGUCGACAGUUUAUUGGGCCACAGCAUCACCACCACCACCACCACCACCACCACCACCAUCAUCACCACCACCACCAUCACCACCACCAUGAUGGGCAUAUGGUUGAUGAUAUGCUUAGUGCAGAUGAUGUCAGUUGCAGUAGUUCCCAAGUCAGUGCAAAAUCAGAAAAAAAUAUGGCUGAUUUUGAUGGUGAAGAAUCUGGAUGUGAAGAAGAGUUAGUACAGAUUAACUCACAUGCAGAGUUAACAUCUCAUCUUCAACAGCAUCUUCCAAAUUUAGCAUCUAUCUACCAUGAACAUCUUACUCAAGGCCCAGCAGUUCAUAAACAUCAAUAUAGUAGCAAUGCUGUGACAGACAUUAAUUUGGAUAAUGUUUGCAAGAAAGGAAAUACUUUAUUGUGGGAUUUAGUACAAGAUGAAGAUGCGAUUCAUCUCUCAGAAGGGUUAAUAAAUGAAGCAGAGAAACUUCUUUGCUCCUUAGUAUGCUGGUUCACAGAUCGGCAGAUCCGUAUGAGAUUCAUUGAAGGCUGUCUAGAAAAUUUAGCUAACAACAGAUCUGUAGUAGUUUCACUUCGUCUUCUUCCAAAAUUGUUUGGUACUUUUCAGCAAUUUGGGAGCAGUUAUGAUACACAUUGGAUUACAAUGUGGGCAGAAAAAGAACUAAACAUGAUGAAGCUGUUCUUUGAUAAUUUGGUACACUACAUUCAAGCUGUAAGAGAAGGGAGACAUAAACAUGCCCUUUUAGAACAAGUUGACAUUUUGUGGCACUGUUUAGUUGAAGAUUCUGAAUGUUAUGAUGAUGCACUUCACUGGUUUUUAAAUCAAGUUCGGAGUAAAGAUCAACAUGCGAUGGGAAUGGAAACUUAUAAACAUCUUUUUCUAGAAAAGAUGCCACAGUUAAAACCUGAAACUAUUAGUAUGACUGGUUUAAACCUGUUUCAGCAUCUUUGCAAUUUGGCACGACUGGCUACAAGUGCUUAUGAUGGUGGCUCAAACUCUGAGCUUUGUGGUAUGGACCAAUUCUGGGGCAUUGCUUUAAGAGCACAGUCUGGUGAUGUUAGUCGGGCAGCUAUUCAGUACAUCAACUCCUAUUAUAUAAACGGUAAAACAGGUUUAGAGAAAGAGCAAGAAUUUAUUAGUAAGUGUAUGGAGAGCCUUAUGAUAGCUUCUAGCAAUCUUGAACAAGAAUCACACUCAAGUCUUACCAUCAUUGAAAGAGGACUUCUUAUGCUGAAGACACACCUGGAAGCAUUUAGAAGGAGGUUUGCUUAUCAUCUGCGACAGUGGCAAAUUGAAGGCACUGGUAUUAGUAGUCAUUUAAAAGCACUUAGUGACAAACAGUCAUUACCACUAAGAAUUGUAUGCCAGCCAGCUGGCCUUCCUGACAAGAUGACUAUUGAAAUGUAUCCUAGUGACCAGGUAGCAGAUCUUAGGGCAGAAGUAACUCACUGGUAUGAAAAUUUACAAAAAGAGCAGAUAAGUCAACAAGCUCAGCUUCAGGAAUUUGGUCAAAGCAGCAGAAAGGGAGAAUUUCCUGGGGGUCUCAUGGGACCUGUUAGAAUGAUUUCAUCUGGGCAUGAACUAACAACAGACUAUGAUGAAAAAACACUUCAUGAACUGGGAUUUAAAGAUAUGCAGAUGGUAUUUGUGUCUCUGGGAGCACCAAGGCGAGAACGGAAAGGAGAAGGUGUUCAGUUGCCAGCUUCUUGUCUGCCUCCUCCUCAGAAGGACAACAUUCCAAUGCUUUUGCUUUUACAAGAGCCACAUCUUACCACUCUUUUUGAUUUAUUAGAAAUGCUUGCUUCAUUUAAACCUCCUUCUGGAGAAGUGACAAUGGAAGAUAUUGAGAGUGCAAGGUGUGAAGAACUUCACCUUCAUGCAGAAAAUCUAUCUAGACGUGUCUGGGAGCUGCUAAUGCUUCUCCCUACAUGUCCUAACAUGCUACAGGCAUUCCAAACAAUUUCAGAUGAGCAGGGUAAUGAUGGGCUUAAUUGGAAAGAACUUCUAAGAAUAAAGAGUGCUCACAAAUUGUUGUAUGCCCUUGAAAUCAUUGAAGCAUUGGGUAAACCUAACAGAAGAAUAAGGAGAGAGUCUACGGGAAGUUACAGUGACCUUUAUCCAGACUCUGAUGAUUCAAGUGAAGAUCAAAUAGAAAACAGUAAAAAUACCUGGAGCUGCAAGUUUGUCGCUGCUGGAGGACUACAACAAUUAAUAGAAAUCUUUAAUUCUGGAAUUUUAGAGCCUAAAGAGCAAGAAUCAUGGACUGUGUGGCAGCUAGAUUGUCUUGCUUGCUUGCUGAAGUUAAUAUGCCAGUUUGCAGUAGAUCCGUCAGAUUUGGAUUUAGCUUAUCAUGAUGUCUUUGCCUGGUCUGGUGUAGCAGAAAGCCACAGGAAAAGAACUUGGCCUGGGAAAUCAAGAAAGGUGGCUGGAGAUCAUACCAAGGGUCUUCAUAUUCCCAGAUUAACAGAGGUAUUUCUUGUUCUUGUCCAAGGAACCUGUUUGAUUCAGCGGCUUAUGUCUGUUGCUUAUACUUAUGAUAACUUGGCACCUAGAGUUUUGAAAGCUCAGUCUGAUCAUAGGUCAAGACAUGAAGUUACACAUUAUUCAAUGUGGCUCUUAGUCAGUUGGGCUCAUUGCUGUUCCUUAGUAAAAUCUAGCCUUGCUGACAGUGAUCAUUUACAAGAUUGGCUAAGGAAACUUACUCUUCUUAUUCCUGAGACUGCUGUUCGGCAUGAAUCUUGUAAUGGUUUAUACAAGUUAUCUUUAUCUGGACUAGAUGGUGGGGAUUCAAUUAAUAGGUCUUUUCUAUUACUUGCUGCCUCAACAUUACUGAAAUUUCUUCCUGAUGCUCAGGCUUUAAAGCCUAUUAAGAUUGAAGAUUAUGAAGAAGAGCCAGUACUAAUACCUGGAUGUAAAGAAUAUUUUUGGUUAUUAUGUAAAUUAAUUGACAACAUACAUGUAAAAGAUGCCAGUCAGACAACAUUACUGGACUUAGAUGCUUUGGCAAGACAUCUGGCUGACUGUAUUAGAAGCAGGGAAAUACUUGAUCAUCAGGAUGGUAAUGUGGAAGAUGAUGGGCUUACAGGACUCUUACGACUUGCAACAAGUGUAAUUAAACACAAACCACCAUUUAAAUUUUCACGAGAAGGACAGGAAUUUCUAAGAGACAUCUUCAAUCUGCUUUUCUUACUUCCAAGUCUAAAAGAUCGCCAGCAGCCAAAGUGCAAAUCACAUUCUUCAAGAGCUGCUGCUUAUGAUUUGUUAGUAGAAAUGGUAAAAGGGUCAGUUGAAAACUACAGGCUUCUACACAACUGGGUGAUGGCCCAGCAUAUGCAAUCAUCCCAUGCUCCUUACAAAUGGGACUAUUGGCCACAUGAUGAUGUUCGAGCAGAGUGUAGGUUUGUUGGCCUAACUAAUCUUGGAGCAACCUGUUAUUUGGCUUCCACUAUUCAGCAACUCUAUAUGAUACCUGAGGCUAGACAAGCCAUUUUUACUGCAAAGUAUUCAGAAGAUAUAAAGCAUAAGACUACUCUUCUAGAACUUCAGAAAAUGUUUACAUAUUUAAUGGAAAGUGAAUGCAAAGCUUAUAAUCCUAGACCUUUCUGCAAAACUUAUACUAUGGAUAAACAACCACUGAAUACUGGUGAACAAAAAGAUAUGACAGAAUUCUUCACUGAUUUGAUAACAAAAAUUGAAGAAAUGUCUCCAGAACUGAAAAAUACAGUGAAAAGUUUGUUUGGUGGUGUCAUUACAAACAAUGUAGUCUCUUUGGAUUGUGAACAUGUCAGUCAGACUGCUGAAGAAUUCUAUACUGUGAGAUGCCAGGUGGCUGAUAUGAAGAACAUUUAUGAAUCUCUUGAUGAAGUAACUAUUAAAGAUACAUUAGAAGGUGACAACAUGUAUACUUGUUCUCAUUGUGGAAAGAAAGUACGAGCUGAAAAAAGGGCAUGUUUUAAGAAAUUACCUCGCAUCUUGAGCUUCAAUACAAUGAGGUAUACUUUUAAUAUGGUAACCAUGAUGAAGGAGAAAGUAAAUACACACUUUUCAUUCCCUUUACGAUUGGAUAUGACUCCUUAUACUGAAGAUUUUCUUAUGGGCAAGUGUGACAGAAAAGAAGGUUUUAAGGAGGAAGUUGAUCAUGAAAAAGAAACUGAGAGCUAUGAAUAUGACUUGAUUGGUGUGACAGUUCAUACAGGAACAGCUGAUGGUGGUCACUAUUACAGCUUCAUUAGGGAUAUAGUGAAUCCACAUGCUUAUAAGAACAAUAAAUGGUAUCUCUUUAAUGAUGCUGAAGUAAAACCUUUUGAUUCUGCUCAACUUGCUUCUGAAUGUUUUGGAGGGGAAAUGACAACCAAGACCUAUGAUUCCGUUACAGAUAAAUUUAUGGAUUUCUCCUUUGAAAAGACACAUAGUGCAUACAUGCUGUUUUAUAAACGGAUGGAACUGGAGGAAGAAAAUGGCAAGGACCUCAAAUUUGAUGUUUCAUCAGAAUUGCUGGAGUGGAUUUGGCAUGAUAACAUGCAAUUUCUUCAAGACAAGAACAUUUUUGAGCACACAUAUUUUGGGUUUAUGUGGCAGUUAUGUAGUAGUAUUCCAAGUACAUUACCUGAUCCAAAAGCUGUAUCCCUAAUGACUGCAAAGCUAAGUACUUCAUUUGUCCUGGAGACAUUUAUUCACUCAAAGGAAAAGCCCACAAUGCUUCAGUGGAUUGAAUUACUGACUAAGCAGUUCAAUAACAGCCAGGCAGCUUGUGAGUGGUUUUUAGACAGAAUGGCUGAUGAUGAUUGGUGGCCAAUGCAAAUCUUAAUAAAGUGUCCUAAUCAGAUUGUGAGACAGAUGUUUCAACGUUUGUGCAUUCACGUGAUUCAAAGACUUAGACCUGUACAUGCUCACCUCUAUUUACAACCAGGAAUGGAAGAUGGGUCUGAUGACAUGGAUGGUCCUGUAGAAGACAUUGGAAGUCGUUCAUGUGUCACCAGAUUUGUGAAGACACUGUUAUCAAUUAUGGAACAUGGUGUAAAACCUCACAGUAAACAUCUCACUGAGUACUUUGCCUUUCUUUAUGAAUUUGCAAAAAUGGGUGAAGAGGAGAGCCAAUUUUUGCUUUCAUUGCAAGCUAUAUCAACAAUGGUGCAUUUCUACAUGGGAACCAAAGGUCCCGAAAAUCCUCAAGUUGAAGUACUAUCAGAAGAAGAAGGAGAGGAAGAAGAGGAGGAAGAAGACAUACUAUCUUUAGCAGAAGAAAAAUAUAGGCCUGCUGCACUUGAAAAAAUGAUAGCUUUAGUUGCUCUUUUGGUUGAACAAUCUCGCUCAGAAAGGCAUUUAACAUUGUCUCAGAAUGAUAUGGCAGCAUUAACAGGAGGAAAGGGAUUUCCCUUCUUGUUUCAACAUAUUCGUGAUGGGAUCAAUAUAAGACAAACCUGUAAUCUGAUUUUCAGCCUUUGUCGAUAUAAUAAUCGACUUGCAGAACAUAUUAUUUCCAUGCUUUUCACAUCCAUAGCAAAGCUGACUCCUGAGGCUGCCAACCCUUUCUUUAAAUUAUUAACCAUGUUAAUGGAAUUUGCUGGUGGACCUCCAGGAAUGCCACCCUUUGCAUCUUAUAUUCUGCAACGGAUAUGGGAGGUGAUUGAAUAUAACCCUUCCCAAUGCCUUGAUUGGUUGGCAGUACAAACACCACGUAAUAAAUUGGCACAUAGCUGGGUGCUUCAGAACAUGGAAAAUUGGGUUGAGCGUUUUCUUUUGGCACAUAAUUAUCCUCGAGUCAGAACUUCUGCAGCUUAUCUUCUGGUGUCUCUCAUCCCAAGCAAUUCAUUCCGUCAAAUGUUCCGAUCAACACGAUCUUUGCACAUCCCAACACGUGACCUGCCUCUCAGUCCAGAUACCACAGUAGUUUUACAUCAGGUCUACAAUGUGCUUCUUGGCUUACUUUCCAGAGCCAAACUUUAUGUUGAUGCUGCUGUUCAUGGCACCACAAAGUUGGUGCCCUAUUUUAGUUUCAUGACAUAUUGUCUCAUCUCCAAAACAGAGAAGCUUAUGUUUUCUACAUAUUUCAUGGACUUGUGGAACCUUUUCCAACCUAAACUCUCUGAGCCAGCAAUAGCAACCAACCACAAUAAGCAAGCUUUGCUUUCUUUUUGGUAUAACGUAUGUGUUGACUGUCCAGAGAACGUCCGCCUUAUUGUGCAGAACCCAGUGGUAACCAAGAACAUUGCCUUCAAUUACAUCCUCGCUGACCAUGAUGAUCAGGAUGUGGUGCUUUUUAACCGUGGGAUGCUGCCUGCCUACUAUGGCAUUCUGAGGCUCUGCUGUGAGCAGUCACCUGCAUUUACCAGACAGCUAGCAUCUCAUCAGAAUAUACAGUGGGCCUUUAAGAAUCUUACACCACAUGCUAGCCAGUACCCUGGAGCAGUGGAAGAACUGUUUAACCUGAUGCAAUUGUUUGUAGCUCAGAGGCCAGAUAUGAGAGAGGAAGAGUUAGAAGAUAUUAAACAAUUUAAGAAAACAACUAUCAGUUGUUAUUUGCGUUGCUUGGAUGGCCGUUCCUGCUGGACAACUUUAAUAAGUGCCUUCAGAAUACUACUAGAAUCUGAUGAAGAUAGACUUCUUGUUAUAUUUAAUCGAGGAUUAAUCCUGAUGACGGAGUCAUUCAACACAUUACACAUGAUGUAUCAUGAAGCCACCGCAUGCCAUGUGACUGGAGACUUAGUAGAACUUCUGUCCAUAUUCCUUUCAGUUCUGAAGUCUACACGUCCUUAUCUUCAGAGAAAAGAUGUGAAACAAGCAUUAAUUCAGUGGCAGGAACGAAUUGAAUUUGCCCAUAAGCUCUUAACUCUGCUUAAUUCUUAUAGUCCUCCAGAACUUAGAAAUGCAUGCAUAGAUGUCCUUAAGGAACUUGUGCUUCUGAGCCCUCAUGAUUUCCUGCAUACUCUAGUUCCAUUUCUACAGCACAACCAUUGCACGUACCACCACAGUAAUAUCCCAAUGUCCCUUGGACCUUAUUUCCCCUGUCGAGAAAAUCUCAAACUAAUGGGAGGGAAAAGCAAUAUCCGUCCACCACGUCCUGAACUCAACAUGUGCCUCUUGCCCACAAUGGUAGAAACCAACAAGGGCAAAGAUGACGUUUAUGAUCGUAUGCUGCUAGACUACUUCUUUUCUUAUCAUCAAUUCAUCCAUCUAUUAUGCCGAGUUGCAAUCAACUGUGAAAAAUUUACUGAAACAUUAGUUAAGCUGAGUGUCCUAGUUGCCUAUGAAGGUUUGCCACUUCAUCUUGCACUCUUCCCCAAACUUUGGACUGAGCUAUGCCAGACUCAGUCUGCUAUGUCAAAAAACUGCAUUAAGCUUUUAUGUGAAGAUCCCGUUUUCGCAGAGUAUAUUAAAUGUAUCCUAAUGGAUGAAAGGACCUUCCUCAAUAACAACUUUGUUUAUACAUUCUUGACCCACUUCCUCUUAAAGGUUCAAGGUCAGGUGUUUUCUGAAGCAAAUUGUGCCAAUUUGAUUAGCACUCUUAUUACAAACUUAAUAAAUCAGUAUCAGAGCUUACAGGCUGAUUUCACCAACCGAGUUGAAAUUUCCAAAGCAAGUUCUUCUUUAAAUGGGGAUCUUCGGGCACUUGCUUUGCUCCUUUCGGUGCACACUCCCAAACAGCUGAACCCAGCUCUGAUUCCAACUCUUCAAGAGCUUUUAAGCAAAUGCAGGACUUGUCAGCAACAAAGAAAUUCACUCCAAGAACAAGAAACCAAAGAAAGGAAAACUAAAGAUGAUGAAGAGGCAACUCCUGUUAAAAGAAGGCGUGUUAGCAGUGAUGAGGAACAUACUGUAGACAGCUGCAUCAGUGACAUGAAAACUGAACCAAGGGAGGUAUUGACUCCAACUAGCACUUCAGAUAAUGAGACAAGAGACUCUUCAAUUAUUGAUCCAGGCACUGAGCAAGAUCUUCCUUCCCCUGAAAAUAGUUCUGUCAAAGAGUACAGAAUGGAAGUUCCAUCUUCAUUUUCAGAAGACAUUUCAAAUAUUAGGUCACAGCAUGUGGAAGAUCAGUCUAGCAGUGGCAAGUUUGAAGAAGUCUGUAGAGAGUUUAAAGACCCCCAGAGUUCCAAGGAUUCUAACCUAGCCGAGGAGGAACCCGAGUUCCCUUCUACAUCAAUUUCUGCAGUUUUGUCUGACUACUGCGAUGGCCAAGCUUUGUCCUCCCAGGAUCCUGAAACUAGUUUAUCACUCAGUUGUGGCCAUUCCAGAGGACUCUUUAGUCACAUGCAGCAACAUGACAUUUUAGACACCCUGUGUAGGACCAUUGAAUCUACGAUUCUUGUGGUCACAAGGAUAGCUGGCAAAGGAAACCAAGCUGCUUCUUGACAUUAGAUGUAGCAUGUCUGCUUUUAAGUCUUUUUUUCCAAGAUGCUGUUUGUAUAAGUUUUGCUUAUUUCUGUUUUGUGCUUCAGUUUGUCCAGUGCUCUCUGCUUGAAUGGCAAGAUAGAUUUAUAGGCUUAAUUCUUGGUCAGGCAGAACUCCAGAUGAGAAAUUUUGCAUCUCCAGUACACUUUUCUUAAGGGCAAUCAGAUAAUGGAUAUGUUUUAUGUAAUUAAGAGUUCACUGUAGUGGCUUUCAUUUAAUAUGGCUGUCUGGGAGAACAGGGUUUCAUGACCCUGUACAAUGUAAUUUAAACUUAUGGCAUUUUUACUGUGUAUAAUAUGGUGUCCUCUGUGCCAGUUUUGUACCUUAUAAUAGAGGCAGAUUGCCUCAGAUCGCUGUGGUUCUUAUUAUCAAAAUUAAGUUUACUUGUAUACGAAACAACCACAAGAAAUUUGAUUCUGUAAAGAAUCCUCUUUAGCUGUGGCCUGGCAGUAUAUAUAUGGUGCUUUAUUUAACAGAAUACCUGUGGAGGAAAUAAAGCACACUUGAUGUAAAAAUAAUUGUUUUAUUUUUAUUGACAUGACCGAUGCUAUUCUGUGCACUUCAUUAAACUGAUUGUGAUGACUUUU
Molecule: messenger RNA, 11217 nt
Organism: Gracilinanus agilis (Agile Gracile Mouse Opossum)
Lineage: Eukaryota; Metazoa; Chordata; Mammalia; Didelphimorphia; Didelphidae
Gene: USP34
Product: ubiquitin specific peptidase 34
Exons: 79
Coding region: 23-10591 (3522 amino acids)
Biological process (GO): protein deubiquitination
Cellular component (GO): nucleus; cytosol
Molecular function (GO): cysteine-type endopeptidase activity; cysteine-type deubiquitinase activity
Source: RefSeq, a predicted model, not a curated record